AUGAGGGCUGUCGGGUCUUUGCUGGGCUUUUCGCGCACUUUGCGCUCUCCUUUGGGAUUACCACUUAAAUUUCAACAGAAAUUCGAGCAGUCGCCGAUCAAACGAGGUCAGUGGAGGACAGGCCAUACCAUAAUUGCCCUCUUCGCCACGCCGUUUCUUUAUUCUGCUCUGAAGUCCGCCUACAUGACUGUACGCAUGAGGCGCCUAGAGACCCAAGAGAUUCUCUCCGACAGAUUCACUUGGCUUCAUGAACGUAUGCUGGAGGAUGAGGUGGAAGCUCUUUUGAUUCAGCAAGUGGCCAACAGCAAUGUAGAUCGAACGCAGCCUCUGUUGCGUUUAGGCCCCUCUUAUGUGAGGUCUGUGUAG
Molecule: messenger RNA, 366 nt
Organism: Eimeria necatrix
Lineage: Eukaryota; Apicomplexa; Conoidasida; Eucoccidiorida; Eimeriidae
Exons: 4
Coding region: 1-366 (121 amino acids)
Source: RefSeq, a predicted model, not a curated record